UCACGCCGCCGUAAGUAGCGUAAGAAACAUGGCUGCCCCCAGCGAGCUGAGACGUUUCUCUCAAUUUUAAAGUUUUUGUGUUCAAUUCUGAACGGUGAUACAUACCAAGGACAAGAUGGAGAAAAUCUUGCCAUCUGCUGACGAAAAAGAGAGAGAGGAGGAAGAGAUUGAGGAAGAGGGGGAAGAAGAAGCAGAAGAGGAAGAAGGAGACAACAAUGAUGAAGAGGAGGGUGGGGAAGAUGAAGAAGAAAAGGGUGACAGAAAUGAUAAAAUAAUGGAAGAAGAGGAAAAGAUUGCAUUGCCUGCUCAACUGAAAGACAAAAAGCAGGAUGAUGUCUUGAACCUCAACAAUGAGGUGGUGAAGAUGAGGAAGGAGGUGAAGAGGGUGAGAGCUUUGAUCAUCAGGAAGCUGACACGACAGAUUGGUGCCCUGAAGAAGAAGAAGGGGAAAGAGACGGAAAUUGAGAGGAAUCAGAGGAGAGCAUCCAGACUGCUGGAGGAGAUCCAUGCCAUGAAGGUGCUCGCACCAGACGUGGUGACCAAGGCAGCCUUGCAGAAGAAUCUCAACUUUGAAGAGGUGUGUAAAAACCCCAAAUCUUCCAUUUCUGACAGGGCUGUAGCACGCAUCGCUACCCACCCUCAGUUCAACAAGAAGAUCGAGGACAUCAAAGCUGCUGUGAAAGCCUUCAAAGAGGCGAGGAUGAAGGGUGGCAAGCAGGAAGGAAAAGGAAAGGUGCAAAAUAAAAUUGAAAAUGUAAACCUCCAGUCACCAGACAAACGGGGAGAAAGAAAGAGUGAGAAAGAAGAGAAGGACAUUACAGAGCAGCUAAAGGAAAUGUCAGACAACAAGGAAGGAGAUGGUAUCUUUAAAGACACUAAAGAUUCAACUGUUGCUACACCUGAAAAGGACACAAAGAAAGUGGUUCAUUCUGCUGACACUGCUGAUGUUCAAACGGAAGAAAAACCAGAGUCUAAGAGUGUAAGACCAGCAUCAACAAAAAGUAGUGAAGUAAAGGACAGUGUAAAAAAUGAACCUCAAAGUAAAGAUGCUGGAAAGAAAACCAAUUCUGCUGUACUUCAGAAAAAGGAAAAUGAGGAAGAGAGUGAUUUAGAGUCAUCAGACGAGGAAGAGAAAGAAUACUUUGAUGACAGCACAGAGGAACGAUUCCGCAAGCAGUCCUCCCAGUCGGAGGAGAGUGAUGAUGACUUCUUUGUGGGAAAAGUGAGCAAAUUCAAGAAGAAGAAACAAAAAAGCGUAGAAGGGGAGAAAAAGGUUGAGAAGGGGCAUGAUGUGAAAGGGGACUCUGCGGACAAGGUGAAAACUUCAGACAAGGUCCAGUGUGAACUUGAUGAGCUGGAGUCCAGGCUGAAGUCUAAAGCGAGCUCCCUACAGUCUGUUUUCUGUUCCUCCCUCUCUGGGUCCAAGCAGAGUAGAGGUGGAGGUGCAGGCAGAGGAAGAGGUGGGGAUAAAUUUAGGGGGCAAAGGAAUCCAAAGGGUGGCAAUGGUUUAAAUAGAGAUUUUAGCAAACAAUCCAAGUUCCAAAAACAGGUUACAGGAGCAGGAAUAAAUUCAGGGUCCAAGUACAGCAAGCCCUGCCCUGAGGGCAGAGGGACUGAGUCAGAGGGGAAGGGCUUUGCAUCUGCUAGCAGAGGGAGGGGGCGAGGCAGAGGUGAUGGUAUAAGGCAAAAGACUGGGAUGGGUGGAGGUGUCUUUUCCCGUCAGGCACCACAGCAGGCACUGCAUCCAUCCUGGGAGGCUAGUAAGAAAAGAAAGGAGCAGCAAGGACAAAUCCUGGCCUUCCAGGGGAAGAAGAUCAAGUUUGAUGAUGAUGAUGACUGAACAUACUUUUUUGUUUUUCUGCAAAUGCCAAGUACAUACAUAUGGUUGAGUGACUCACAUUUUUAGUUACCCUUGUUGUCCGGCGCACUAGUUAAAUGUGAAAUUUACCACUCAUGAUGUUCUAUGGCAGUGUUUUAAAGGAUGUAAACUGUUGUUUCAUUCCUAUGGCUAGAAGAGGGCAACAGCCUGAUAUUUCUUUAUAAAACAUCAGUAGAAAUUUGUUGUUGAGAUAUUGGGAUUCCCAAAUAUGGUUAAACUUCAAGCUGUGAAAUGCAUCACCUAGACAUAUAACUUUCCUGUUAUAGGUUUACCAUACUGAGAAACAGGGAAUUUGUAAGGAUGUGCCAUAUAGUUGUGUUAAGUGGGGAUUUGGGAAGCAGUGAUGUUUGAUUUUAUCAAUUUUUUCAAAUGUUUUAACUUGUACACAACUCUUUGCCUGCAACGUUCCAAUGUUUGUCUGAUCAUUAUUACCAGGAAACGUAAUAAAACAGAAAUGUAGCA
Molecule: messenger RNA, 2341 nt
Organism: Toxotes jaculatrix (banded archerfish)
Lineage: Eukaryota; Metazoa; Chordata; Actinopteri; Toxotidae
Gene: srfbp1
Product: serum response factor binding protein 1
Exons: 3
Coding region: 116-1840 (574 amino acids)
Biological process (GO): maturation of SSU-rRNA
Cellular component (GO): nucleus; 90S preribosome
Source: RefSeq, a predicted model, not a curated record